Molecule: messenger RNA, 2505 nt
Organism: Aureobasidium namibiae CBS 147.97
Lineage: Eukaryota; Fungi; Ascomycota; Dothideomycetes; Dothideales; Saccotheciaceae
Product: RdRP-domain-containing protein
Exons: 3
Coding region: 1-2505 (834 amino acids)
Biological process (GO): siRNA processing
Cellular component (GO): nuclear RNA-directed RNA polymerase complex
Molecular function (GO): RNA-directed RNA polymerase activity
Source: RefSeq, a predicted model, not a curated record
AUGGAGGUCUUCGUCCAUCGCGUACCUCCGCAAUGCACAGAGCGUGACGUCAAAAGAUUCUUCAACAGACCUCUCGCCGAAUUCGACAUCACCAACUUCGUGUGCGAGAAGUUUCGUAGCAGAGCCUGUGCAAAACUCAUCUUUCUGGAAGUCGAUAAAGGCAAUCGCUUUCUUGCUAAAUAUGGAAAGUCCAACGGCCAGCAAAGACCGACCGUCCAGCUCAUCAUGAACGGCAUGGACAUCAACUGCGCCGUGUCCAGGAACGAGCCGGAUGAAUAUGUCCUGCGCAGUCUUGAGCAGAGAGCCACGCAAUCGACUGUAUCGGUCCACAGUCGUACCACCGCUCGCACUCAGGCGAGCUUCAGCUUCGGUAUCUCUCAUCUGCGCUGUGGAGUCUGGUCCUUCCUCAACGGCGAACUCACGUUUGAGUCACACUUUGAGGACCAACGAUCUGGCCAGAUAUUCCAAUCUGCAUACCGCAUCGACAUCAAGUACUUUGAUGUUCAUACAGCAACGACAGGAUCUUACAAAUCUCCGACUAUCAGUUUCGCACUGCAAAGAUCUUCUAGGUUCUACUGUGAACCUUCAACAGACCUUUUAAACGCAUUCGCAAACUUCAACCUGCUGAACAUGCAUGAUGUUCCGAUGCUAUCCUCGAAGAAAAAGCGAGUUACGAGCAUCAACGAGGCCCAUGCUGGUGUUGUUAGUACCUGCUUCGUAUAUCAGGUACAGCUUGUCGACUGUAGGCAACUGCCCGAAGUCUUCUACCUGUUAAGGGACAAUCGCCACAUCGCAUCGGUCGCGAAUCGCCCAACUCCGACCGUUUCCCCUGCUGUCAGCCUGGCAUCUUCGUUCGAGAGAUUGGAUCAGACUCUCGUGGCUGGGGAUACCUACAGAGCCUGGCCGUUUGAGGUCAAGUUUCAGAUCCUUCGACUGGCUAGGAACGGUGUGCUCUCACCCGAUCAAGUUCUCGAAAUCCUUCCGACGGUCUCUCUAUUGACCGAGAACCACGACGAAACCGUUAUUGUCAUUGCUCUGAGGCGCUUGUGUUACAGUCUGACACCAAUCGGACCCCAUUCAGAGCCUGAAGAGUACUCUUUGAAGACAAUUGGCAACAAUCUACUCGAUUAUGCGCAAAAGUACGACGACUCUAGGUCUCAGAAUUCGUAUGAGCUUCUCAACCGUCAUGCUCAUCUCGUGCUUGUACACAAGCUUACCGUGACGCCCACCGGCGUUCAUCUCCAAGGACCAGAGCCUGAAGUCAGCAAUCGAGUCUUGAGAUCUUAUAAGGAUCACUCAAACCACUUCCUCCGAGUCACCUUCACAGAUGAAGAUGGUGGACCUGUACUUUAUGACGUUAAAUCUGACCAAAAAGGUGUGUAUGCUCAUUUCAAGAACUUCACAGAAUCGGAAUACUCCAUCGCGGGCAGAGACUUCUCGUUCUUGGGAUUCUCUCAUUCGAGUCUUCGUACACAAACGUGCUGGUUCAUGGCACCCUUCGAGUUCCGUGGAGCAGAUCUUACCGCCUCAAACCUCAUCAAGAACCUGGGAGAUUUUGGUCACAUACGCAGCCCCGCUCGCUGUGCAGCUCGUAUCGGACAAUCUUUCAGCGAUACCACUGGAACUGUGGAGGUGGAAGCUCGUAUGCAGGACCCACCUCACGAUGUCGAACGCAAUGGUCGAUGUUUCAGCGAUGGUUGCGGUACAAUCUCACUUGGUCUUCUUCGAAAGGUUUGGGGUAAGUAUGGAUCGAGACGCACUCUGAAGCCCGUCGUCCUCCAAAUUAGAUUCGCUGGUGCGAAAGGCGUGGUGUCUCUGGACUCCCGCCUCACUGGGGAUCAGUUCAAAAUUCGGCCUUCCAUGGAGAAGUUCACCGGCUCUAACUCAAACACACUGGAGGUCUGCGGUGCGGCAUGGCGACCAUAUCCCAUGGUCCUCAAUCGUCAGUUCAUCAAGAUCCUUGAAGAUCUGAAUGUGCCCCUUGAGUCUUUCAUGAUACUACAAGACAGAGCAGUGGAGAAGUUGAGGAUGAUGACUACCAAUACCUUGAACGCCUCAUUCCUCCUCAACGGCACACAGACAAGCAAAGCCGCACGUUUGCCAGGUCUUCUUGAGAUGCUGUCCGAUAUCGGUCUGGAGUACCACGACGACUCGUUUCUUCGUGGGGUUGUUGAGAUGGCCGUGAUCACAAAGUUGCGCGAAAUCAAGUACAGAGGUCGUAUACCCGUCGAAAACGGAAUCACCCUCUAUGGCAUUAUGGACGAGACUGGUUAUCUCAAGGAAGGACAGAUCUACGUUGUCACUCAAAGCUCUUUGGAUGAGCCCAGAAAGGUCCUCCCGGGAGGUAGAGUCAUCAUCACACGCUCUCCUGCACUCCAUCCCGGCGAUAUCAGAACGGCGCAGGCCGUCGACGUCCCCGACAACUCGCCUCUCAAUUACCUUCGGAAUUGCGUUGUUUUCAGUCAGCAUGGUCGUCGCGAUUUGCCCAUGGGCGAGUCGGUUUGA